This is a messenger RNA of Durio zibethinus, 1151 nucleotides long. RefSeq names its product protein LEAD-SENSITIVE 1-like. NCBI's taxonomy places the organism in Eukaryota, Viridiplantae, Streptophyta, Magnoliopsida, Malvales, Malvaceae. The record is from RefSeq and is a predicted model, not a curated record.
GUAAAUAUAAAUUUAAUACAUUUUCAUUUGAUUUAAAAGUUAUGCCAAAGCAACUAAACAUUGCAAGUAUUCACACUACGUUUGUAAAAUUCCACACCACUGAUGGACAAUAAUUAUGUACAUUGUCUCGCAUAAGAACCUACUUUUUAAAGUUUUAGGCAUAGGUAUUUUUGUGUAUUAAUUUGAUUCUCGAUUUUACGUUGCAUGGAUUCUCCUGGGCAAAUCUACUAUAAAUUCAUCGAGUUUUUCCUAAAGAAGACAACUUAAAUUAAAGGAUUUGAAAUAGAAAAAGAAAAUGGGACCGCAACAAAGCAUGCUGUUUCCACCUCCACCAAUUAUUAAUCCGUUACCUUUUCCGGGGCUUAUACCGGAUUAUCCAAACCCUAACCCUAAUCGGAAGCCCGAACCAGGAGAUCACAUCUACAGCGAAAGGAGCGGAGGUCUCUACGAUCAUCAUGGAAUUUAUGUGGGCGAUGACAUGGUCAUUCACCUCCAGGGACCUGCCAAACAAAAACAUAUUGGGUCUUCAGCUCCAUGUCAAAAAUGUGGAUACAAGCGAGACUUCAUUGGUGGAGUCAUCAAAACCUGCCUCGAUUGUUUCCUUGAUGGUCACUCACUUCACUUUUAUGAAUAUGGAGUCCCCUUUGUUGUUUUCAAUAGGAGACGACGUGGUACUUGCCACGUAGGCCAUUCCAAGCCAGCCUAUGAAGUUAUUAAGACAGCCACAGAUUUCCUGGAAGGGAACGGCUUCGGCUGCUAUGACAUGUUUGCAAACAAUUGCGAGGACUUUGCUGUGUACUGCAAAACAGGCACGGCAAUAAGUCAUCAGGUCAUGGGCCAUAUUGGAAAUCCUCUCGUAACAAUUGGUCUGGGACCUCUGGGUGUAGGCCUCACGGGAGCUUAUGGUCUUGCAAAAGUAAUUACCGAGGCCCAAAGACGCCGAUAAGAACAGAUCAAGAUCGUGGUCACUUCCAGAAAUUUACGAGGCAAAAUGUUAUAAAUAAGAAUAAGGAAUGAUACGCUGAGGCCCAAUAACUAAUGUAGGAAAUUAAGGGCAGGACUAUAGUGUUGAGAAUCACGUGUGUAUGUGCGGGUUUGAAGGUGAUAUAUAUAAUAUAUAAAUUGAGAAUCCAAAAAUUUAUUAACUUAGA